AUGCCUACCUCCCCGCCUCGACGCACCUUCGAGAAAUCCCGCACCGUCCGCCGCCGCUACCAACGCAGCAACAAGCGCCUGAAAUUCAGCGCGUCCCAGAUUGCGCGCAUCGAACGAGAGGAGGAGCGCGAGCGCAAAGCCCAGACUCUCCGGGAGAAGGAGAAGAGGCGCGUCGCUAAUCGGAAAAAGAAGGUUGAGAAGGAGGCGAAGGCGCGGGAGGAGCGACGCCGGCUGGGGAUUCCUGAUCCGCAUGCUGCUACUGUGCCUUCUAGUCAGCCGCUUCUGUUUAACUUUUUGAAGAAGGGUGAUUCCGCGUCGGUGACUCCGGAGGCGGAGACGCCUGGUGAGGAGACGGAUCCUGGGGAGACUACGGAGGUUGUUGGGGAUAGUGAGUUUUCUGCCUUCGAGGAGGAGGAGGAGGAGGAGGAGGUGAAAGAGGAGGAGUUUGGUGAUGCGAAUGUGUUGUUUGAAGAUCAUGUUCAGGGAGAUACUCUGGAGACGGGGGGCGCGGGCGCAAAUGGAUCUACGGAACACGAGGGCAAUCGGGAAGGCCCCAGGACAGAGGCUAAGGAGGAGGAUGAGUUCUCCGACUGUUCCGUUUUCUACGAUGAGGAUAUCCUGAAAAGGGUAGAAAACGUGACCCCAGCGGGCGGCAUACCGCAGCAGGAGCAGGAGCAGCAGCCACAGCAACCUGGACGGCUCCCGAUCUCCCUACCCGGAGGGGAGUCAUUUUGUGACGAUACGGCUAUUUUACUCGAGGAGUUCAGCUAUGAGUUUGAUACCGACGAGGAGUUCGAGCGAGAAUUGGCCCAGCUGGAUGCGGUGUGA
This is a messenger RNA of Aspergillus campestris IBT 28561, 828 nucleotides long. RefSeq lists its product as uncharacterized. Bases 1 to 828 code for a protein of 275 amino acids. The record is from RefSeq and is a predicted model, not a curated record. NCBI's taxonomy places the organism in Eukaryota, Fungi, Ascomycota, Eurotiomycetes, Eurotiales, Aspergillaceae. The transcript has a single exon.